Oppia nitens is the source of this 1444-nucleotide messenger RNA. RefSeq lists its product as uncharacterized. The transcript has 2 exons. The record is from RefSeq and is a predicted model, not a curated record. Lineage: Eukaryota; Metazoa; Arthropoda; Arachnida; Sarcoptiformes; Oppiidae. Gene Ontology annotation, biological process: glutathione metabolic process. Gene Ontology annotation, molecular function: glutathione transferase activity. Bases 2 to 1411 code for a protein of 469 amino acids.
AAUGUCUUCAUCGAAACCCAUACUCGGCUACUAUAAGAUCCGUGGUUUGGCUCAACCGAUCCGAUUGUUGCUGAAGUAUACGGGCGUUGAUUUCGUGGAAAUAGACUACGAGUUCGGUCCGGGAGAAGGUUUCCAACAUUUGGACAGUAUUAAGCAGUACUGGUUGAAGGAAAAGUAUACAAUGGGACUGGACUUUCCUAAUCUACCCUAUUAUCUGGAUGGACAACAUAUUAAGCUGACACAGAGUAUGGCAAUUUUGAAACAUUUGGCCCGUAAGCAUGGACUGGUUGGCCAGACAGUCGGUGAACUGGCCCGACAAGAUAUGGCCGAAUAUCAGUUAGCCGACUAUUAUUUGGCAUUUUUGCAAAUGUUAGUCGACCCGUCCGAAGCGGCCAUCGUCCGCCAGACCUAUAUCGACGAUCAACUACCGAAACAGUUGGACGAAUUGUCCAAAUUUUUGGGUCAACAACAACAACACGACUGGUUGGCCGGCAAACAGUUGACGUACGUUGACUUUUGGGCCUAUGAACUACUGGAUUGGUUUCGGUUGUUUAGUCCCGAAACGAUGGCCAAGUUUCCCGUUUUGAUCGAAUACUUGACCCGAUUCGAGAAUCUACCCGCAAUUAAGGCCUAUAUGUCGUCCCAGGAGUUUAUCAGUUGGCCUAUUAUGAGUCCAAUGUUUCCGCAAUGGGGUUAUCGAAAUCAACGACAACACACAAUGUCUUCAUUGAAACCGAUUCUCGGUUACUAUAAAAUCCGUGGUUUGGCUCAACCGAUACGACUAUUGCUGAAGUAUACGGGAACCGAGUUUACCGAAAUUGAUUACGAGUUCGGACCGGGAAAUGGUGUAGAAGAUAUGGCAUCAAUUAAGCAGCACUGGCUUAAAGUUAAGCUAACGUUGGGACUGGACUUUCCCAAUCUACCCUAUUAUCUGGAUGGACAACAUAUUAAGCUGACUCAAAGUAAGGCUAUACUCCGAUAUUUGGCCCGUCGGCAUGGACUGAUUGGCCAAACAGAGUGUGAACUGGCCCGACAGGAUAUGGCCGAAUACCAGUUAGUCGACUAUUUGGCCACAUUUAUGGCAAUGUUGUUCAACCCGUCCGGACUAGAGGCCGCCCGUCAGACCUAUAUCGCCGAUCAACUACCGAAACAGUUGGACGAAUUGUCGAAGUUUUUGGRUACAAACCAGUGGUUGGCCGGCAAACAGUUGACGUACGUUGACUUUGUUACCUACGAGUUCAUGGAUUGGUUGCGAUUGUUCAGUCCCGAAACGGUGGCCAAAUUUCCCGUUUUGAUCCAAUACUUGACCCGAUUUGAGAACCUGCCGGCAAUCAAGUCAUACAUGUCGUCCCCCGAGUUUAUCAGUUGGCCAGUGUUUAGUCCAGUAGUGCCCUGGGGUUAUAAAAAAUAAAAUAUAAUAAUAAUAAUAAUAAUAACUWCUGUA